Molecule: messenger RNA, 2152 nt
Organism: Nomia melanderi (Alkali bee)
Lineage: Eukaryota; Metazoa; Arthropoda; Insecta; Hymenoptera; Halictidae
Product: required for meiotic nuclear division protein 1 homolog
Biological process (GO): glutathione biosynthetic process; positive regulation of mitochondrial translation
Cellular component (GO): cytosol
Molecular function (GO): ATP binding; glutathione binding; glutathione synthase activity
Source: RefSeq, a predicted model, not a curated record
UAUAGGAAUGAACUAAACAUUACAUAACAUUGUGUUAUCUACAAUAAGAAUACGUUUUAUGAUAUAAAUUCAAUUUAGAAAAUGACGAAAAAUUAAUUAUUUAUUUCUUUAAUUAUCUGAACUAUAUUAAAACCAUUUAAUAGUAAGGUUAUCUCGUAUAUAUUGGUUCAGAUUUCUAACUGCUUGUUAGUGUUUUGAAAAGAAGAAUAGAAUAAAAACUUUAUUAACAAGAUCUAAAAUUUUAAUUUAUAAUUACUCACUGUAAGUAUGUGUUUAUCAUUAUACUUUUUUUUCUAUGGCGAUAGUGAAGCAACAUACCCCAUCUAAUGUUCUCAACGAAAAUUCAUUACUUCAUUCAACUAAAUGUUUGAUGUAAAAGUAUGAUUGAUGUAAAUUUUAUGAAAAAAAUUUCAGAAAUUCAGUAAAGUCUACACUUUGAAAGGUUACUUCAAAUUCACAACAAAAAAGGUUCUAAUAUGGACUCAAUAUAUUAUUUACCUAUUUUGGAAAAAGAAUUAGAAGAGUUAAUAGCAAAGGCCAAAAAUUGGGCACUUAUGCAUGGAAUGUGCAUGAGAUCAAAAACAAAUUUUAAUAAGAAUACGCUACAAUUUGCACCGUUCAUAUUAAUACCAUCCCCAUUUCCUAGGAAAGAAUUUGAGAACGCUUGUCAGAUUCAACCAAAAUUAAACUUAUUGAUACAUAGGGUUGCUCAGGACUAUAACUUCUUAAAAGAAACUUUAGAAGAAAUAAUAAAAGUUGAUAGUUUCACUAAAGAGUUAUUUAAAAUAUGUGAAAUUAUAAACAAUGAAGGAGGAUCAGCACAGAAAAUAUCUCUGGGUAUUUUACGUUCUGAUUUAAUGUUAGAGACAAACUGUCAUACAAAAGACUGUAACAAUACCUGUAUUCCAUACUGUGGUUGGAAACAAGUUGAAAUAAAUACAAUUGCUUGUGGUUUUGGUUGGUUGGGGCCAGCUGCAACAAAGUUACACAAAUAUGUAUUAAGAGAACUUGAUUAUCAUGAAAAAAUAAAAGAUCUGCCUAAAAAUGAUGCAUUACAAGUUAUAUGUUCAAGUAUAAUAGAAGCAUGGAAUAUGUAUGGUGAUAGACGAGCAGUAAUUUUAUUUGUUAUUGAAGACAUUACAUAUAAUAUUUGUGAUCAACUUUUUCAUGAAUUUGAGAUUAGAGAGCAAAAUCCAAAUAUCAAAGUCAUUCGUCGGAAUUUAACGCAGUUAGCUACUACUGCAAGAUUGGGUUCUAAUAAGGAAUUGAUAGUAGAUAAUUAUAUCAUAGCUGUAGUAUAUUAUAGAUGUGGAUAUGAGCCUGGACAAUAUCAUACAAGAAAAGAAUGGGAAGUAAGAUUACUAAUAGAAAGAUCUUUAGCAAUUAAAUGUCCUACUAUUCAGUAUCAUUUAGCAGGAACAAAAAAAGUUCAGCAGGCUCUUGCAAAGCCUGGUAUAAUUAAUAAAUUUUUGAAAAAUGAAAAGAUAUGUGCUGAAAUUAAAGAAAUAUUCACUGAACUCCAUGCAUUAGAUUUUAAUGAACAUGGAAACGCUGCUAUAGAAAUGGGGAUUGCUGAUCCAGAUCGAUUUGUACUGAAACCUCAACGAGAAGGAGGUUGUAAUAAUAAAUAUGGAUUAGAUAUAAAAUCCUUUUUAGAGUCUGUAAAACAUAAACAAGAUAGGGUAGCUUGGAUUCUUAUGGAUAAAAUUCAUCCUCCAAUUCAUAGAAGUUACAUGAUUAGACCAGAUGACAAUGCAAACAUAAAACUACAAGAACUAGUUUCUGAAUUAGGAAUAUUUGGUACUAUUAUUGCUGAUGAGAAUAAUGUACGUGUUAAUAAACAAGCUGGUCAUAUGUUGAGAACAAAGUUAGCUACUGCUAACGAAGGUGGUGUAGCAACAGGAUUAGGUGCAUGUGAUAGUCCAUAUUUAGUAGAUUAGGAAAUUUAUAUACUUAAAAAUGUUUUUAUAAACAUAUUAUAUUUUAACUGAAUGUUGUAAGUCACGAUCAUCUUUAAUUAAUUUAUGGCAUUCCUAUGUAAUGAAUAGCAAUGUAUUUUUCUUUGCUCAUAGUUAAAACUGAAAAAAAAAAUUCAAUUUUUACUUCUUUUUUCUAAUCUAUAUAUGAAAUAUAUAGUAUAUUUAUGCAAUAA